Messenger RNA from Raphanus sativus (radish), 992 nucleotides. RefSeq names its product probable LRR receptor-like serine/threonine-protein kinase At1g56130. The record is from RefSeq and is a predicted model, not a curated record. The coding region runs from base 93 to 794 and encodes 233 amino acids. Lineage: Eukaryota; Viridiplantae; Streptophyta; Magnoliopsida; Brassicales; Brassicaceae. Gene Ontology annotation, biological process: protein phosphorylation. Gene Ontology annotation, molecular function: ATP binding; protein kinase activity. The transcript is spliced from 3 exons.
AGUAUCUCCCCAAUGGAAGUCUCGACCAGGCACUAUUUGGAGGUGAUAAGAAGACUUUACAUAUAGAUUGGCCAACACGUUUUGAGAUAUGCAUGGGAGUAGCUAGAGGUCUAGCCUACCUCCACGAGGAGGGGAGUGUUCGCAUAGUACACAGGGAUGUGAAGGCAAGCAACAUUUUGCUAGACUCUGAUCUGGUCCCUAAAGUCUCUGAUUUUGGUCUGGCAAAACUAUACGAUGACAAGAAAACCCACAUAAGUACCAAAGUGGCUGGCACGGUUGGAUAUCUUGCUCCAGAGUAUGCCAUGCGUGGACACUUAACCGAAAAAACGGAUGUGUAUGCCUUUGGUAUUGUGGUCCUCGAGCUAGUGAGUGGAAGGGGAAACGCAGAUGAGAGCCUGGAGGGUGAAAAACGAUUUCUUCUCGAAUGGGCAUGGAAUCUACACGAGAAAAGCUGUGAAGUGGAACUUAUUGAUCGUGAGCUGACUGAAUUCAACACGGAAGAAGUGAAACGCAUGAUAGGCAUUGCUCUGCUUUGCACUCAAGCAUCUCACGCGGUUAGACCAUCAAUGUCACGAGUGGUUGCCAUGCUUUCAGGAGACGUUGAGGUGAGUGAAGUGACCUCUAAGCCGAUCUACCUACCCGACUGGAGAUUUGAUGACACUACAAGGUCCUCUUUCAGCGCCUUUCAAACCAAAGACACGGGCGCUUCUGGCUCCUACUCAACGACCUUUGUGACACCCGCAGACAGCGACUUUAAGCCUAUGCUUGGAGUCAAGAUCAAUGAAGGGAGAUGAAACUGUCCCAUCUCCUCUUUGAUGGCUAUGGAGAUGUCUAAGUGUAGUAUCACCAUGUUCUUCUUUGGUUGGAAGACACAUAGUUCACUUUAUGUUAUGAAAAAUAAGAGAAACAUAUAUUUCACUUUAUCAUCUUCUGAGAUAUAUUUCCUACAAUUGUACCCUUUUCUCCAUUGUAAUAUAAUUCUACUUUUAACA